Messenger RNA from Gastrolobium bilobum, 669 nucleotides. RefSeq lists its product as uncharacterized. NCBI's taxonomy places the organism in Eukaryota, Viridiplantae, Streptophyta, Magnoliopsida, Fabales, Fabaceae. The record is from RefSeq and is a predicted model, not a curated record. The coding region runs from base 1 to 669 and encodes 222 amino acids. The transcript has a single exon.
AUGAGGGAUCGGGUUGGAAGAUAUGACAAGUAUACACCGUUGAAUGCGUCGCGCUCUCAAAUCUGGAGGGAAGUAUCAAUUACGGAAAUGAAGAAGGUGGACAGACCCCAGCCUAUAUUUGACAGAGAAGGUUUGGACAAUUCCAAAUACUGUGCCUUCCAUGAUGGGUCGGGCCACACAACUGAUCAAUGCUGGGAUCUCCGAGAUGCGGUGGAGAAAUUUGUGAGAGAUGGACGAUUGCGUCAAUGCGUGAUCAAAACCCAAGGGUCCAAAAACAAAAAAAGAAAGUCGGGAAACAGAAAGAGAAGUAAAAGUCCAGUUCCUGAAAAGAAGAACAAGGAUGAAAGGGACCGCAAAGAUGAUCCUAACUUCAACGAGUUCCCGGAAGCAGAAUUUGAUUACAACGUAAUCAGUGGAGCCCUUGGAGGAGGGGGUGACACUAUAAGCGCAAGAAGGAAGUACUUGAAGGAGGUCCUUUCAAUUCGGGACCGUCCUAAAUUCAAGGAAGACCCAAGCAAACCAGAUCCUCAUUUGCUGUAUUUUAUAAAGGAGGACAUGCAUGGCGUGUUGCCGGGGCAAGUUGACGGAUUAGUCAUCGCUGGAACCCUGGUAAACUGCCGAGUUAAGAUCUUUGUUGAUGCAGGGAGUAGUGUCGACAUCAUACUAUGA